CUGCGCACAGAGGCAGGGGAUAUUAACUCAAUACCAAACACGCACGCACACACACUCAGAGAGAUAGAGAUGGAGAGGGAAACUGAGAUGAAACAAUCCAGGUUCAAGAGGAUUUGUGUGUUCUGUGGGAGUAGCCCAGGGAAGAAGACCAAUUAUAAGGAUGCAGCUAUUGAGCUAGGGAAGGAAUUGGUGUCAAGGAAUAUUAAUCUGGUGUAUGGAGGAGGCAGCAUUGGUUUGAUGGGGUUGAUUUCUCAAGCUGUUUAUAAUGGUGGUCGCCAUGUAAUAGGGGUUAUUCCCAGACACUAA
Prosopis cineraria is the source of this 306-nucleotide messenger RNA. Its product is annotated as probable cytokinin riboside 5'-monophosphate phosphoribohydrolase LOGL6. Gene Ontology annotation, molecular function: hydrolase activity, hydrolyzing N-glycosyl compounds. Gene Ontology annotation, cellular component: nucleus; cytosol. The transcript is spliced from 3 exons. The coding region runs from base 70 to 306 and encodes 78 amino acids. The record is from RefSeq and is a predicted model, not a curated record. NCBI's taxonomy places the organism in Eukaryota, Viridiplantae, Streptophyta, Magnoliopsida, Fabales, Fabaceae. Gene Ontology annotation, biological process: cytokinin biosynthetic process.